CAGAGCGCGUGGGGCGUUGUGGGGUCCGCAGGAGUACGCGGUGUACAGACACUUCGCGGACUUCACCGCCAUUCACGUUGGCUUCUGUCCCGCCCUCAACUCCAUUUGUUGUCUCCACUGCAGGGGGCCCCUCAUCGCUGGGCCCUCCGGAGAACAGCUGUUCAGUCUCUGCGAAGCGGCUUGUGGGGAAAUUGGCCGCGAAGUUCGGACUUGUUUGAAAAGGGCCUUCGCGGCAAAGGCCCCGGGGGGCCCCCCGGACUUCUGCAGCCCCAAAAGACCCGCAAACGAGGAGCCCCACUGA
Eimeria tenella is the source of this 301-nucleotide messenger RNA. RefSeq lists its product as uncharacterized. Lineage: Eukaryota; Apicomplexa; Conoidasida; Eucoccidiorida; Eimeriidae. The annotation marks the transcript as partial. The transcript has 2 exons. The record is from RefSeq and is a predicted model, not a curated record.